UUACCACCAACAAUUGAAAGCGCACACAGAAGCAGAACUUCGUUCUCUUUUGACUCUUUAGUUAAGCUCUUGUUCUCUUUGUGCUCAAAGAUCACUUGAAGAAGCAACCCAGAUUCUCUUUUCCAGUGAAAAUGGUGAAUACUAUAUGUUUUAGUUUUACCCCAGUUUGCUCUUCUCUCUCUCCCAAUAAACCAGGAAUGAUUCUUGGGGAUUCUGUUGCUGGGAAGGUUCUUACAGUGAACAAAGUUUUCCAAACUUCAAAAAAUAGUAAAUUUCAAUCUUUGGAGGUUAAGGCUACAAACAGUGAUAAAAGCUCUAAACCAAACAGCUUAGUAUGUCCUGAUUGUGAUGGAAAUGGUGCUAUAUUGUGCUCCCAAUGCAAGGGAACAGGAGUCAAUUCUGUGGAUCACUUCAAUGGACAGUUUAAGGCAGGUGGAUUAUGCUGGCUUUGCAGAGGUAAAAGAGACAUUCUGUGUGGAAAUUGUAAUGGAGCUGGCUUUAUUGGUGGAUUCAUGAGCACUUGUGAUGAUUAAAGUUUCAGAACUGAAACUUCAUUGAGUUGCUAAUCCUCAAAACCACAUGUCCAAAUAUUUUUGUUCGUCUUUUUUGCUUUGUGUAACAUGAAAGAAAUGCUUGUUAGCAUGAAAUUUUUUAUUUAGUUUUUUUGGAAAAUUUA
This is a messenger RNA of Manihot esculenta (cassava), 676 nucleotides long. RefSeq names its product protein BUNDLE SHEATH DEFECTIVE 2, chloroplastic. NCBI's taxonomy places the organism in Eukaryota, Viridiplantae, Streptophyta, Magnoliopsida, Malpighiales, Euphorbiaceae. Gene Ontology annotation, cellular component: chloroplast stroma; protein folding chaperone complex. The transcript has 5 exons. Gene Ontology annotation, molecular function: protein folding chaperone. The coding region runs from base 132 to 533 and encodes 133 amino acids. The record is from RefSeq and is a predicted model, not a curated record.